This is a messenger RNA of Onychomys torridus (southern grasshopper mouse), 3713 nucleotides long. RefSeq names its product heterogeneous nuclear ribonucleoprotein U (gene Hnrnpu). NCBI's taxonomy places the organism in Eukaryota, Metazoa, Chordata, Mammalia, Rodentia, Cricetidae. Gene Ontology annotation, cellular component: CRD-mediated mRNA stability complex; nuclear matrix; cytoplasmic ribonucleoprotein granule. Gene Ontology annotation, molecular function: poly(C) RNA binding; TFIIH-class transcription factor complex binding; snRNA binding. The record is from RefSeq and is a predicted model, not a curated record. The coding region runs from base 252 to 2669 and encodes 805 amino acids. The transcript has 14 exons. Gene Ontology annotation, biological process: positive regulation of transcription by RNA polymerase II; negative regulation of telomere maintenance via telomerase; RNA localization to chromatin.
ACGUGCGCGGCGCCGCCCCUGCGAGAGGACGUUGCGUGCUCGCUCGCGCCAGGCGAGUCUCCGCGUCUUGCCUCGCGAACUCGGUGAAAGGAAUUGGCGCCGUUCGACACCAGGCGGGUCCGCUCUGCAGCACUCAGCCAUCUCCAGCCGCAGCCGCAGCCGCAGCCGCCGCCCGGGCCGACCAGCCGCCGCCGCCGCCGCCGCCACAGGCCGAGGGAGCCAGCAGUCCGCGGUGAACCGGGGCCCUCACCAUGAGUUCUUCGCCUGUUAAUGUCAAGAAGCUGAAGGUGUCGGAGCUGAAGGAGGAGCUCAAGAAGCGGCGCCUCUCCGACAAGGGCCUCAAGGCCGAUCUCAUGGAUCGACUCCAGGCCGCGCUGGACAACGAAGCCGGCGGCCGCCCCGCCAUGGAGCCCGGGAACGGCAGCCUCGACCUGGGUGGCGACGCGGCCGGGCGCUCGGGCACAGGCCUCGAGCAGGAGGCCGCGGCCGGCGCCGAAGACGACGAGGAGGAGGAGGGCAUCGCCGCCCUGGACGGCGACCAGAUGGAGCUGGGCGAGGAGAACGGGGCGGAGGGGGCGGCUGACGCGGGAGCCAUGGAGGAGGAGGAGGCGGCGUCGGAGGACGAGAACGGCGACGACCAGGGCUUCCAGGAGGGGGAGGACGAGCUCGGCGACGAGGAGGAGGGCGCGGGCGACGAGAACGGCCACGGGGAGCAGCAGUCCCAACCGCCGGCGGCGGCGGCGGCGCCGCAGCAGCAGCAGCAGCAGCCGGCCCAGCAGCGCGGGGCCGGCAAGGAGGCCGCGGGGAAAAGCAGCGGCCCCACCUCGCUCUUCGCGGUGACGGUGGCGCCGCCCGGGGCGAGGCAGGGCCAGGCACAGGCGGGAGGAGACGGCAAAACAGAACAGAAAGGAGGAGAUAAAAAGAGAGGUGUUAAAAGACCUCGUGAAGAUCAUGGCCGAGGAUAUUUUGAGUACAUUGAAGAAAACAAGUACAGCAGAGCCAAGUCUCCUCAGCCACCUGUUGAAGAAGAAGACGAACAUUUCGAUGACACAGUGGUUUGUCUUGAUACUUAUAACUGUGAUCUGCAUUUUAAAAUAUCAAGAGACCGCCUCAGUGCUUCUUCCCUUACUAUGGAGAGUUUUGCUUUUCUUUGGGCUGGAGGAAGAGCAUCUUAUGGUGUGUCAAAGGGCAAAGUCUGUUUUGAGAUGAAGGUAACAGAGAAGAUCCCAGUAAGGCAUUUAUAUACAAAAGAUAUUGACAUACAUGAAGUUCGGAUUGGCUGGUCACUAACUACAAGUGGAAUGUUGCUUGGUGAAGAAGAAUUUUCUUACGGGUAUUCUCUGAAAGGAAUAAAAACAUGCAACUGUGAGACAGAAGAUUAUGGAGAGAAGUUUGAUGAAAAUGAUGUGAUCACAUGUAUUGCUAACUUUGAAACUGAUGAAGUUGAACUCUCCUAUGCGAAGAAUGGACAAGAUCUUGGUGUUGCCUUCAAGAUCAGUAAGGAAGUUCUUGCUGACCGGCCACUGUUCCCACAUGUUCUCUGCCAUAACUGUGCAGUUGAAUUUAAUUUUGGUCAGAAGGAAAAGCCAUACUUUCCAAUACCCGAAGACUGUACUUUUAUCCAAAAUGUCCCCUUAGAGGACCGAGUUAGAGGACCAAAGGGACCUGAAGAGAAAAAGGAUUGUGAAGUUGUAAUGAUGAUUGGCUUGCCAGGAGCUGGGAAAACUACCUGGGUUACUAAGCAUGCAGCUGAAAACCCUGGGAAAUACAACAUUCUUGGUACAAAUACCAUUAUGGACAAAAUGAUGGUGGCAGGUUUUAAGAAGCAAAUGGCAGAUACUGGAAAACUGAACACGCUAUUGCAGAGAGCCCCACAGUGUCUGGGGAAGUUUAUUGAGAUUGCUGCCCGCAAGAAGCGGAAUUUUAUUCUUGAUCAGACAAAUGUGUCUGCUGCUGCCCAGAGGAGAAAAAUGUGCCUGUUUGCAGGCUUCCAGCGAAAAGCUGUUGUAGUUUGCCCAAAAGAUGAAGACUAUAAGCAGAGGACACAGAAGAAAGCGGAAGUAGAGGGGAAAGACCUACCAGAACAUGCUGUCCUUAAAAUGAAAGGAAACUUCACCCUGCCAGAGGUGGCUGAGUGCUUUGAUGAAAUAACCUAUGUUGAACUUCAGAAGGAAGAAGCCCAAAAGCUCUUGGAGCAAUACAAGGAAGAAAGCAAGAAGGCACUGCCACCAGAAAAGAAGCAAAACACUGGCUCAAAGAAGAGCAACAAAAAUAAGAGUGGCAAGAACCAGUUCAACAGAGGUGGUGGCCACAGGGGGCGUGGAGGAUUCAAUAUGCGAGGGGGCAAUUUCAGAGGCGGAGCUCCUGGGAACCGCGGUGGAUAUAAUAGGAGAGGCAAUAUGCCACAGAGAGGUGGCGGUGGUGGAAGUGGGGGAAUUGGCUAUCCAUACCCCCGUGGCCCUGUUUUUCCUGGCCGAGGUGGUUACUCAAACAGAGGGAAUUACAACAGAGGUGGAAUGCCCAACAGAGGGAACUAUAACCAGAACUUCAGAGGACGAGGAAACAAUCGUGGCUACAAGAAUCAAUCUCAGGGCUACAACCAGUGGCAGCAGGGUCAAUUCUGGGGUCAGAAGCCAUGGAGUCAGCAUUAUCACCAAGGAUAUUAUUGAAUACCCAAAUAAAACGAACUGAUACAUAUUUCUCCAAAACCUUCACAAGAAGUCGACUGUUUUCUUUAGUAGGCUAACUUUUUAAACAUUCCACAAGAGGAAGUGCCUGCGGGUUCCUUUUUUAGAAGCUUUGUGGGUUGAUUUUUUUUUUCUUUUCUUUUUUGUACAUUUUUAAUUGCAGUUUUAAAGUGAAUCGUAAGAGAACCUCAGCAUUGUGCACGAUAAGAGAAUGUGUCAGUAUUUCAGGGUUCUACAUUUUAUCUGUAAAAUGUGACUUUUUUUUUUUAUCACAACAAAAGUAAAAUGUUGCUUUGUACCUGGUGUCUUUUAUUAAGCAUUUACUCCCCAUUUCUCACAGAGAAUAACAGUCGGGAGUCAUUGUCACAAUAACACAGCAAUGUUAGCAACCAGAUUCAUGGAAGGACUAAGGUCCUCAUGAAUUGCAUAAGAUUCUGUACUGCUCAUAUUACACUCCAUCCUCUCUGUAAAAUGGUGGGUAAUAGUGGAAGGGAAAUUUCUGACAAACCGGGAAGGCUGUUCUUUUUUUCUGUUUAACAAUGGAAUUGGAAAAAUUGGGAAUGAAGAUAAAAUUUGGAACCAAGAUUGAGAAGAUGGAGUGUAUGUAGAAGGGCUGUUAAAAAUGUAAACUUGGUUGCAUUAUAUGUGGAGGCUCAAACUUGUGAAGGUUAAAUACCAUAAAUUUUCCAUUUGUUCUGCAUUUUGAUUCUGAAAAGAAAGCUGGCUUUGCCCAUUUCUUAUUAAAAAAAACUUGUUGUAAAUCCAGUUGUCUAAUGGGAUCUAUAUGAAGUUAGCUAUGUCUGUAUGCCCUUCUCCCACAAAAUACUGUAUAACUAGUGUGCUUGUAGUAGUUAACUCCACCAUCUUUGUAAGCUAAUGAAAUUGUGAGUCACCCAUUUAUAUCUUUUAAUCAUGUCAGUUCUUGAAUGGGUAUCUCCUUAGCCUGCUGAUUUCUUUUUCUUUCUAAAGAAAGUGGGUGGAGAAAUUAAUUUAGACGUUUGUUUGCAAUAAAAAGAAUUCAUUUUA